Daphnia carinata is the source of this 738-nucleotide messenger RNA. It is a transcript of the gene Cyt-b5, whose product is annotated as cytochrome b5-like. NCBI's taxonomy places the organism in Eukaryota, Metazoa, Arthropoda, Branchiopoda, Diplostraca, Daphniidae. The coding region runs from base 155 to 556 and encodes 133 amino acids. Gene Ontology annotation, cellular component: intracellular membrane-bounded organelle; membrane. The record is from RefSeq and is a predicted model, not a curated record. Gene Ontology annotation, molecular function: heme binding. The transcript is spliced from 3 exons.
UAUCGAUAGGCAAGAUUGUUACGUCGGCUGUUAAAAAGGUUUGUUAUAAGACCGGGUGGGUUUCGAGUUGGAGCUUCUCCCGAAUAUUUCCGUUAUUGCCCCUGUCUAGUUACGUGAGCCUUUGUUGGCAAACUGGUUUUAUUUUAGUGUUUAAAUGGCUGGAAAAAUUAUUACGUUAGAAGAAGUCGGAAAGCACAAGGAUUCUAAAACAGGCGUAUGGAUAACCAUCCACGGUCAUGUGUAUAACGUGACCAAGUUUCUUGAAGAACAUCCUGGGGGUGAAGAAGUUCUGAUGGAACAAGCUGGAAAUGAUGCAACAGAACCAUUUGAAGAUGUAGGGCAUUCCACUGAUGCUCGAGAGCUUCUAAAGGACUACCUGAUAGGAAGCCUCCCAGAGAAUGAGGCGAAAAAGGUCAAUGAAAAAAAUCCAGCAAACUGGGCUAAAAAGGAUGAAGAAACAAAGCCUGCCUCUUGGGCAUCAUGGCUCAUUCCAAUGUCUCUAGCAUUUGUGGCUUCAAUGGGAUACAGGUUUUAUACGUCUAAUCAAGGCAAUUAAAAAAAAACCUUAAUGGUUGGUUACCAAACUAGACAUCAGUUAUCAAAUUAACAAAAUGGGGUUGUUUAAUUUUAAUUGAGAUAAAUUGAUUACUGGUAAUGUAGUUGUUAUCUUAUGAUGCAGAAUAUCCAUUCCACACCAUUUCACAGCCAUGAUGCAUGCAAUAUACUCUUAAACUCAAA